Salvia hispanica is the source of this 3419-nucleotide messenger RNA. RefSeq names its product phototropin 1 (gene PHOT1). Gene Ontology annotation, biological process: protein phosphorylation. NCBI's taxonomy places the organism in Eukaryota, Viridiplantae, Streptophyta, Magnoliopsida, Lamiales, Lamiaceae. Gene Ontology annotation, molecular function: protein kinase activity; ATP binding. The record is from RefSeq and is a predicted model, not a curated record.
UUAGUGACAAAACAUCAAUCUCUACUCUCUCAAGUCUUGCCAUUUUCAUGACAAGAAAAUAUCACACAGAAUCUAACAAAACAAACAUGCAUGAAAUUCAACUCUGAUCAAUCACAAAUCCCCAAUCCCUCAGUAGCAAGUAAUUAAUCCGAUGUUGAUUAUCUGAAUCUUGCAGAGCUAUAAUGGAAGGCAACAAGCCCCUAAUCCCGCCGCUCCCUAGAGACCCCCGCGGCUCCCUCGAAGUCUUCAAUCCCUCCUCCUCCGCCGCCACCUCCGCGCCGCCGCCUCCGUCAAAUCCCGUUUUCCGGCAGGCCCCGUCGUGGAAGAGCUGGUCCAGCAACCCGGAGCCGGAGCCGGAGAAGCCAGGCUUCGCGUCGAAAUCGGGAAGAGCAGGCGCGUCGAAUCCCGACGGCAUCACCUCAUGGAUGGCGCUCAAGGACACGGCCGCGCCGCCGCCGAAGGCGCUGGGCGAGAUAUUGAACGAGCAUGCGGCGAAGGGGGCCACCGUGGGCGCGGCAGCGCAGAGGGCGGCGGAGUGGGGAUUGGUGCUGAAGACGGAUGAGGAGACCGGGAAGCCGCAGGGAGUGAAGGUGAGAAACUCCGGCGACGAGAAGGGGAACACGCGGAGGGAUUCGAAUAACUCUAUCCGAAGCUCCGGGGAUCAGUCCGAUGAUGGGGGAGGGAAAGAGAGGGGCUUUCCCAGAGUCUCUGAAGAUCUCAAGGAUGCAUUGUCGACGUUUCAGCAGACGUUUGUGGUGUCGGAUGCAACCAAACCCGACGCCCCCAUCAUGUAUGCGAGCGCCGGGUUUUUCAAGAUGACCGGCUACACUUCUAAGGAAGUUGUAGGCCGGAAUUGUCGGUUUUUGCAGGGGAAGGAGACGGACCCGGAGGAUGUGGCGAAGAUUCGGGAGGCCUUAGAGACGGGGACGAGCUACUGCGGGAGGUUGCUCAACUACAAGAAGGAUGGCACUCCCUUUUGGAAUCUUCUCACUAUCACACCAAUCAAAGAUGAAACCGGAAAAGUCCUUAAAUAUAUCGGAAUGCAAGUGGAAGUGAGCAAGCACACCGAAGGAAUCAGGGAGAAAACCACCCGGCCCAAUGGGCUUCCCGAAUCAUUGAUCCGUUACGAUGCUCGACAGAAAGAGAUGGCGACGAGUUCAGUAACAGAGCUAGUCGAAGCAGUGAAGAGGCCUCGACCAAGAGCUCUCAGCGAGUCCACCAACCGCCCCUUCAUCCGCAAAUCCGGCGACCACGAAAUCUUCGACGCCCCAACUCGCCGGAGCUCCGACGACAAGCCGCCGCCUGUCCGCCGCCACUCGCAUGCUGGCACUCGAACCUCCAUGCAGAAGAUCAACGAGCUUCCCGAAAAGCCUCAGAAGAAAACCUCCCGCCGAUCUUUCAUGGGGAUUUUGAAGAAGGGGCGGCGCUCGAGCACUGAAGAUCUCGAGCCGGUGUUCAAUGACGACGAGGAGAAAGAGAACGGUUACUCCUCGGAGAGCGAGGACGAGGGGAGGCCGGACAGCGUGGAUGAUAAAGUGAGGAAGAAGGAGAUGAGAAAGGGUAUCGAUUUGGCCACCACUCUUGAACGUAUAGAGAAAAACUUCGUCAUCACUGAUCCAAGGCUUCCUGAUAAUCCUAUUAUUUUUGCUUCUGAUAGUUUCUUGGAGUUGACAGAGUAUAGCAGAGAAGAAAUCUUGGGUAGAAACUGCAGAUUCCUUCAAGGGCCCGAAACUGACCCGUCAACGGUUAGGAAGAUAAGAGACGCCAUCGAUAACCAGAGGGAGGUCACGGUCCAGCUCAUCAACUACACUAAAAGUGGCAAAAAGUUCUGGAACUUGUUUCAUCUGCAGCCUAUGCGUGAUCAAAAGGGAGAGGUGCAAUAUUUCAUAGGAGUGCAGCUAGACGGAAGUCAACAUGUCGAGCCGCUUCACAAUUGUAUCCCUGAGGCCACAGCAAAAGAAAGUGCAGUACUGGUGAAAGAAACUGCUGCAAAUGUUGAUGAUGCAGUCAGAGAGCUUCCAGAUGCCAAUACGAAACCCGAGGACUUGUGGAAGAAUCAUUCGAAGGUUGUUCAUCCAAAGCCUCAUAGGAAGGACAGCCCUUCCUGGCAAGCUAUUCAGAAGAUUCUAGACAGCGGGGAAGAGAUAGGAUUGAAACAUUUUAAGCCCGUGAAACCAUUAGGAGCCGGUGAUACUGGAAGUGUGCAUCUCGUAGAGCUAUGUGGAACAGGGCAAUACUUUGCAAUGAAAGCAAUGGACAAGGGCAUGAUGCUCAAUAGAAACAAGGUGCACAGAGCUUGUGCGGAAAGAGAAAUCCUAGACAUGUUAGAUCACCCGUUUCUUCCGGCUCUGUAUGCUUCAUUUCAGACUAAAACUCAUAUCUGUUUGAUUACUGAUUACUGCCCCGGUGGAGAGCUCUUUCUUGUACUCGACAGGCAGCCUACAAAAGUGCUGAAAGAAGAUGCUGCAAGAUUCUAUGCUGCUGAAGUUGUAGUGGCACUGGAGUAUCUUCACUGUCAAGGCAUAAUCUACAGGGACUUAAAGCCGGAGAAUGUCUUACUUCAAGAUAACGGGCAUGUUGCUCUCACGGACUUUGAUUUGUCGUGCUUGACAUCUUGCAAGCCACAGCUUCUGGUCCCAGAGAUAAAUGAAAAGAAAAGGAGUCAGAAAGGUCAGCAGCCUCCCAUCUUCAUGGCUGAGCCAAUGAGAGCAUCGAAUUCUUUUGUUGGUACUGAAGAAUACAUAGCUCCGGAAAUCAUCACCGGUGCUGGCCAUACCAGUGCAGUAGACUGGUGGGCACUUGGGAUUCUUUUAUACGAGAUGCUGUAUGGAUACACCCCAUUUAGGGGAAAGACGAGGCAGAAGACAUUUGCCAACAUUCUUCACAAGGACUUAAAGUUUCCAAGAAGCAAAGAGGUGAGUCUUCAAGGAAAGCAGCUGAUGUAUCGACUGCUACACAGAGAUCCGAAAAACAGACUAGGAUCACGCGAAGGAGCUAAUGAAGUUAAGCAGCAUCCAUUUUUCCGCGGGAUAAAUUGGGCUCUAGUACGUUGCAUGAGUCCUCCUACACUUGAAGCCCCACUGUUUGAGGAGAAAGAAACGGUUGAUCCCGGGCUCGAUGAUCUGCAGAAGAAUGUGUUCUAAAAGGUAGUUAUGCACUCCUUGUCAAGGUUUAUGCAAUUGUGGUGGCUGAAUCUGAUGAUCCUGAUAAUUUUGAGCUCACCACUCAAUUCCUUUUUUCUUCGGCAUGUUGUUGUAGACUGGAAUUCUAUAAUCUUUUUAUCCUUUUUUCUUUCGAUCUUUGCAAGUUGUGAAAUAGUUUGUUUAUUGUAUCUCAAUUCUUUGUCACAUGUUGUAGCGUGAGCUUGUCUUGUUUUGUACAUUGUUUAAGUUGUGCAACAAUAAGGUUGUUUUAUAUGA